This is a messenger RNA of Prinia subflava (tawny-flanked prinia), 5100 nucleotides long. It is a transcript of the gene GATAD2A, whose product is annotated as GATA zinc finger domain containing 2A. Gene Ontology annotation, biological process: negative regulation of transcription by RNA polymerase II. Lineage: Eukaryota; Metazoa; Chordata; Aves; Passeriformes; Cisticolidae. Gene Ontology annotation, cellular component: NuRD complex. Gene Ontology annotation, molecular function: sequence-specific DNA binding. The record is from RefSeq and is a predicted model, not a curated record. The coding region runs from base 498 to 2279 and encodes 593 amino acids. The transcript is spliced from 11 exons.
AAUGGCGGCCCGCGACACAAACGCGGCUCCCCCCGCGCCGCGCCCGGAAGCGGCGGCGGCGGCAGCGCCGAGCGGGGCCGGGCCCGGGCCGCUCCCGGGGCUCUCCCGGUGCCGCCCCCGCCGUCCCGGAGCCGUCCCGGGGCUGUCCCCGCCGUCCCCUCACCGUCCCCGCGCUGUCUCACCGCCGUGCCCACUCCGUCCCUCCGGCCGGCCCCGCCGCCGGCCGCCCCGCCCCGCGCAUGCUCCCGCGGUGCCGCCGCGACUCCAUGUGUGAGCAGCGCGUCCAGGGCACCGGAGCCGGCGGCACCGGCACCCCCGGCACGGCCCCGCCACCGCCGCACCCGCAGCGCGCCCGCCGCCCCGCCCAGCCGGCCCCGCCGCCGGGCCCGCCGCGGCUGCGGCGCGGAGGGAGCGGAGCAGCGCCCGCCGACUUCUCCCGGCUCUCGGCUCCGCCUCGCCCCGUGGGACCCCAUGACCUUCCCUGACAGGCGCUCACCAUGAGCGAGGACUCAUGCCGCACCCGCAGCCAGAAGCGCGCCCUGGAGCGGGACCCCGAGCCCGAGGGUAAAAAACCCCGCAUGGACAAAGGGAUCCCGGGAAUGCCGGGAAUGCCGGGAAUGCCGGGGUGCGACCCCGCCGACGCCGACGCCAGGAGAACCCCGGGAAUGCUGAAGGGAGGAGAGGUCAAAGCCACCAUCAAGGUGGAGCUGCCGGCCGGGGAUGAGCCCGUGGACAUGAGCACGUCCAAAGGGGAUUCCCGGCGGGAGCGGCGCGUGCCGUCCCCGGACGUGAUCGUGCUGUCGGACAACGAGCACAGUGAGCACGGGGAGCACGCGGAGCACACGGAACACGCGGAGCACACGGAACACGGGGGGCACACGGAACACGGGGCGCACACGGAGCCCGCCAGCCCCAGGGUGAACGGGCUGAGCCGCGGCCCCGAGCCCGCGCCAGAGGCACUGCUGCGGAGCCCGGAGCAGCGCGAGCGCCUGAUCAAGCAGCUGCAGGAGGAGCUGCGGCUGGAGGAGGCCAAGCUGGUGCUGCUCAAGAAACUCCGGCAGAGCCAGAGCCAGAAGGAGGCGCCGGCGGCCAAGCCCUCCUCCAGCCGCAUUCCCGCCUCUGGAAUUCCUCCCCCGCUGCUCCGGGGGGGCCAGGCCGCCUCCUCCAAGCUGGGCUCGCAGCAGAGCCCCCAGAUCGUGAUGCCCCCCCUGGUCCGAGGGGCUCAGCAAAUCCACACGAUCCGGCAGCACUCGAGCACGGGCCCGCCGCCGCUGCUGCUGGCGCCGCGCGCCUCCGUGCCCUCGGUGCAGAUCCAGGGCCAGCGCAUCAUCCAGCAGGGCCUGAUCCGCGUGGCCAACGUGCCCAACGCCAGCCUGCUCGUCAACAUCCCGCAGGCGUCCCCCACGUCCCUGAAGGGCUCGGCGGUGCCGUCGGGCCAGGCGGGCGGUGCCGCGGCGGGUGCCACAGCCCUGGGUGGCACCGGCGAGGCGCCGGGCAGCCGGCAGGCCGCUGCCAAGCUGGCGCUGCGCAAGCAGCUGGAGAAGACGCUGCUGGAGAUCCCCCCGCCCAAGCCGCCCGCGCCAGAGAUGAAUUUCCUGCCCAGCGCCGCCAACAACGAGUUCAUCUACCUGGUGGGGCUGGAGGAGGUGGUGCAGAACCUGCUGGAGACUCAAGGGAAGGUGGCAGUGGCCGUGUCCUGCCGGGAGCCCUACCUGUGUGCCCAGUGCCACACGGACUUCACGUGCCGCUGGCGGGAGGAGAAGAACGGCACCAUCAUGUGCGAGACCUGCAUGGCGUCCAACCAGAAGAAGGCGCUGAAGGCCGAGCACACGAACCGGCUCAAGGCCGCCUUCGUCAAGGCCCUGCAGCAGGAGCAGGAGAUCGAGCAGAGGAUCCUGCAGCAGGCGGCGCCGCCCGGGCAGCCCAAGGCCGAGCCCGUGGGGCAGCACCACGCGCUCAAGCAGAGUUCCAGCCAGAUGUCCCGGGGUGCCGGCGCUUCCCGAGGGGUCCUGCACGCCUUCAGCCCCUCCCCGAAGCUCCAGAGCUCCUCGGGCGGCGCCGCCCUCGGGGGCCGGCCCGGAAAACACUCGGAGAGAUCCGGCAGCAAGGGCGGCGCGGGCGCCUGGAAGAAAAACCCCAUCAGCACAGGUGGGGCCCUGCCCUUCGUCAGCCCCGCCCUGGCCGUGCACAAAUCGGCCUCGGCCGUGGACCGGCAGCGCGAGUAUCUCCUGGACAUGAUCCCGCCCCGCUCCAUCCCACAGUCGGCCACGUGGAAAUAAUUCCCGAGGGAGGACUUUUCCAAGGCUCUGCCAUCCGAUUUUUUUUUUUUUUUUGGUUUUUUCUGGUUUAUUUUCUACCACAAUUCCGUGGAAUCUGCUUUAAUCCCAGCUGGAUAACGCCCCGAGGCUUUUUAGGAUGCAACAACAACACCACCACUCCUCAUCCGUCCCUGCCGGGAGAAGUGACCGCGUUGGGGUGGCCGAAUCCCGGCUCCGUUGGCUCCCAGAUUUUUCAUGGAAGCUGGCAGGGAAAAAAGGGGGAAGAAUUCCUUUAAAAAAAAAAAAAAUUCUUUUUUUUUUUUUGGCUUUUUUUGCCGUAUUUAGUUUUGGAAAUUUUUUUGGCACCAGCACAAAAAAAAAGAAAAGAGAAAAAAAAAAUAAAAUAAAGGACUCAGCGACUCCUCUCUGCCUUCGCCAACGCCGAACGUUUCGCCGGGAAUUCCGGAAUUUUGGGGGCGCGGAGAGAGGAAUUCCAGCCCCGAUCCUGCGUUCAGUGAGCCGAUUCCAUGGCUGCUCCUUUUCCCUGCUCCUCCUCCAGCCGGGAAAGCAGGCGGCACAUCCCGAUAUUCCCGAAAUUCCGACGAUUCCGUGAAAACAAACAACAACAAAAGUGCAAAUUCCCGAUUCCGGUUGAGUAUGGUUUGGUUGGUGUUUGGGUUUUAUUUUUCCUUAGGGAUCGGCUGCCGCCCCAAACUUGGCUGGGAAGUGGGAAUUGCUGCGGGAGAUUCCCACUUUUUUGUUUUUCCCUGGAUUCUGGGUGGAACAGACUUCGGAACCGUUGGGACUUUCCAAACCUUGCAGUUCCUGAGAGACAAAAACCACCCCGGUUCUUUCUCAUCCCGUGAAUUUUGGGCCUUCCCGACGUUCCCAGAGACUCCAAAGCGAAACUUUUUUGGGAAUUUUUUUUUCCUUUGGGAGGGUUGGUCGGGUUUGAUUUGUUUUGGGUUUUUUUUUUCCUUUUCUGUCGUUGUUUUGAGGGAUAUUAUUCCAAAAUUUAUAGGAAUUGCAGAAGCUGAUGCAGGCUUGGGAGCCGUUCCCGAUUCCCACCGGGAAUUCCGGCCGUUCCCAACCCUUCCCUCCGUGACUCGAGUUCUUCCAGGCAUCCCAAGCAUGCUCCUGUAUCCAUUUGGGAUGGAAUUUUCCAUCUCUUUUUUUUUUUUGGGAAUUCCAGAGGUUCAACCCAAAACCCCUCCGGGGCCAGUUUGGUUUCAUUUUGGUUUCUCAUCCUCUUCUUCCUUGGGCUUCUUCCCGAAUUCCAGACGAAUCCACGGGGCAGAAUUCCAGGCCUUAUUCCGGCGAUAAGAAUUCUUGGGGAAAUCUGGGGGGAUUUUCUUGGGGAAAUUAUAAAUAUAUAUAAUCUAGAGAUCUAUAUAUUAAAAAAAAAUAAAAAUAAAAGGGGGAGAGAGGGGAGAAAAUUCAGGAAAAGCCGAAUUUAUUUUCUUAGGAAUCGCUGAAGCCAAGAAUUCCUUUGGGAUCCUCCCUUUUCCCAGCAUUUUAAUAUUUAGGGAUUUAGCUUAAGGAAAAUAAAAGAAACCACCCUCAUUUUCCAAACUGGGAUUUGUUGGAUAAAACCCCCGGAAUUCCCAGCUGGAUGCGGAUUUUCGGGGGGUGUUUUCCGUAGGGAUGUGAAGAGCUCAAACGCGAGAAUUGGGUUGGAAUUUUGGAAUUUGGAGUUUUCUUUUCAUUCCAAGCUUGGAUCGGGAGAGAUGCCGCCGGAGGGAUGACGUGGAAUUCCUGAAAUUCCAUUGGAUUUUAUGGAAAAGUUGCCGUUCCUUUCCCACGUGGAAUUUUUUGGGGGGGGGGUUGGUUCCAGAGGAUUUUCCCCUCAUGGGGUGUUUUCUUUUUUUUCCUUAUGGAUGCCAACAUUUGGAAAAAGUUGAUUUAUUCCUGAAAAAAAUCCCAACAAAAUUCCUCCAAUUAAAAUCCGAUUUUUUGGGAGGGAGUGGGGAAACCUGGUUCGUUUAUUCCCAGUGUUCGGAUGAUUCCUGAAAAAAAUCAGGGAAUGACAGAGGAGCAGAAAGAUUCAGUGGGAUAAAAACGACGUCAAAACUUUUGGGAUCCCAGCAGAAUUCCCUUGGAAAUUGGAAUUUCAGCCAACUCCAGAUCGUUAAAAUAAUCAGGAAUGUCAGAUUGAAGGAUUUGGAGUUAAAAAUCCAAACAAAUCUCUGUGUCCAGCCUUCAAAAUGCUCCAUCCUGAUUUUUUUUUUUAAAGGAUAAUUCAGGAUAAAUCCCAAAAAAAACCAAAAAGAUUUGUGGGAUGGGGAAGAUUUGUUUGGAAGGGGAGGAAAAACCCAAAAUCCAACCUGGAAUGAAGCUGAAAAUCCAAAAUAUUUCAUGGGAUGGGGCUGAAACUCAAAAUUCCCACCUGGAAUGAGGCUGAAAAUCAAAAUUUCCACCUGGAAUGAGGCUGAAAAUCCAAAAUAUUUCAUGGGAUGGGGCUGAAAAUCAAAAUUCCCACCUGGAAUGAGGCUGAAAAUCAAAAUUUCCACCUGGAAUGAGGCUGGAAAAACCCAAAUUCCCGCCUGGAAUGAGCUGAAACUCCAAAUUCCCGCCGGGAAUGCGGCUCCUGGGAUCCAGCCUGGUUGUGACGUGGUUUUUCCUGGAAUGUUGCUGGGAAUGUGGAGGAUUUUGUUUUAUUCCAUCCGGAUUUCUGCCAAAUUUGGGCUGGAUCUGGGAAAAGAUUCCAUGUUGGAAUGCCAGAACGGUUUUUCCUUUCGGAGUCCCAAUUCCGUGUCCCGGUGGGUUUUUUUUUUUUUUUUGGGAUUGGGAUGGUUCAGGUUCAAAAUUGUUCCAACUCUUCAAUACAGAUUUUCCAACCCUC